Messenger RNA from Cutaneotrichosporon cavernicola, 2697 nucleotides. RefSeq lists its product as uncharacterized. Gene Ontology annotation, biological process: protein autophosphorylation; phosphorelay signal transduction system. The record is from RefSeq and is a predicted model, not a curated record. Bases 1 to 2697 code for a protein of 898 amino acids. Gene Ontology annotation, cellular component: plasma membrane. NCBI's taxonomy places the organism in Eukaryota, Fungi, Basidiomycota, Tremellomycetes, Trichosporonales, Trichosporonaceae. Gene Ontology annotation, molecular function: histidine phosphotransfer kinase activity; phosphorelay sensor kinase activity. The transcript has 4 exons.
AUGCCGUCGUACGACCUAAGCGGCGCCGGCGCCGCCGGCAUGCCCGGUGGCGUGGCAGCGGGAAUAGGUGCACCUGUAACCGCGCGCAAACGCGCUCGAAUCAAGAAACCGCGUCGACUCGGUGUCCGCUCGGCGCUGAGCACCUUCGCCAGCCACCUCGCCCCGCCAGCCCACCCCGACCGAUGGAUGGCGGAGAAGAGUAGCGCCAUGCUCGCGGCGUGUUUCCUCCUCAUCCAGUAUGCCCUGUUUGCGGUCCUGCAGAACAAAGAUGAGGAUUACCAUUACUACGCGUACAUUGGUAUCGUGGGCAUCUUCACCGUCCCCCUUCCGUUCAUGGUUGGCUUCAAUGGCCCGCGACGCUUCCAAUGGCUGUACCAGCCAUUUGUGCUGCUGGCGACGUGGUCGACGGGAUACAUGCAGACCAUUGAAAUGUACCGCUGCGGAUACCAGCAUGGUGAUGGGUCGCCGGAGAACAAGUGCGGCAACCGCAUGUUCCUGUACAUGUUCGGGCUGCUAUUUGGGCUCCCGACAAUCGCAGUCAUCGGACUGUGGGGCCAGCGCGUGCUCUGCGUCAUGAUGGCGGCCGUGUACAUGAUCAUGACGAAUAUCAUGUUCCUCCCUGGCUGGCGUAGACAGCAGCCGUGGGUUCGUCAGCCUGUGUGUCUGCUGCUGUAUCACAUCUACAUCAGCCUGUGGGCGUACUGGCGCGAACGGGCCGACCGGCAGAUCUUCCUCCUCCGCCAACAACUGCGCACCCAAUAUACCGAACUGCAGACCGCGCAGACUAUGGAACGCCGCGCUGAACACAGCAAGAAACAGUUCGUCUCGUAUAUCUUUCACGAGGUGCGCGUGCCCCUCAACACGGCCAUGUUGGCAGUUCAAAACCUCGAGGGAGAGGGCGUGUUCAAGCACCUGGAGGAGGACCACGAGAUCAUGGUGCACGGCCUUAGCUCGAGUCUGGGCAUGAUGGAGAAGGUGUUGAACGACGUGCUGUCGUUCAACCGCAUGGAGUCGGGAAAACUUACGCAGGCGCGCAAGCCCUUCGACUUCCACAAGUCGGUGCAGGUCGUCGCCCUCUCGCACAGGGGUCAAGCGGACGCAACCCACGUCGAGUUCAGUAUGGUCCUCGACCCUAGGAUUGACAGUCUUGGCCUGCUAGUAGGGGACGAGAUGCGCCUCAGGCAAAUGCUGAGCAACCUCGUAUCGAACGCACUCAAAUUCACCUGCGCAGGUUCCGUGACAGUCAUGACGUGCCUCCUCGCGCCCGACGGCGUGAACGUGGGUGUAGGCGUGGCAGACCACGCCCACGUGCGUGCACGCAGCGACGGCGGGCCACCAAGCGACGGUACGCUGGGAACAAGCACGGCGGCGAUUGAGCAUGACGUCGAGCUCGGACUAAGCGAGAAACGCCUCUCCAUACCCCCUUCAAGUGGGUCGCGGCACUCGCGCGAGAAACGUUUCGCCAUCGUCCGUGUGGAAGUACGCGACUCUGGGCCCGGUCUCCGCCCCUCCGACUUGGUGGACAAUCGCCUUUUCUCCCCCUACGUGCAGACGGAAAUAGGCCGGCGACAGGGAGGUAAAGGUUCGGGACUGGGUCUCGCACUGGUCAUGCAGCUCGUCAAGAUCAGCGGUGGCCGACUUGGUGUCGACUCGAAAUUUGGAGAGGGCAGUACAUUCUGGUUUGAAUUACAAUACCCCCUCUUUGACGCGCCGGCACAUGCCGCGCCCGACUCGCCGAGCCUCGUCAGCGGACUGGAACGGCCCUCCUCUGCCCCAAUGAGGUGGAGUCCAGCUGGCCCAGAUCUCUUGAACGAGCGCAGAACGAGCGCCCCUGAACCUAGAGCCCGGCGAAGCCACCUCUCCUCCCUCCCCGAGAGAGUGAGUGCGAGCGCGACCUCGGAGAGCGAACCCGAGCCCGAUCCCUCUGCCUCUGGCGCGGGCGCGCACACACACUCGCGCGCGAACUCAAACGCGAGCGUAAGCUCCUGCAACUCGGUACACUGGGACCAGCGAUGGGGACUGGAAGUGUCCUGCCCUCCACCCCCAGCGCCCAGCGGCCGAACUUCGCCAGAAUACCCCCCGAUCUUGACCGUGAUCGAGCCGGCGUCGACAGCGCCAAGCACGUCCCAGCUAGGCCCGCCACCGCCACCCACUUGCGGCCCACCCCACCCCGCCACCCGUGUUCGUCCGGCCCGCACGCCCCGCCGCAAACUCGGAGACGGGCUGCGUGCCCUCGUCGUCGACGACGAUACGCUCACCCGCCGCCUCAUGACUCGCAUGCUACAGCGUCUCGGCGCGGACGUGCGUAAUGCCGAUAACGGGCAGGGCGCGCUCGACGCCAUUGCGGAUUACGAGUUCGACGUCGUCUUCCUGGAUAACCAGAUGCCUCAGAUGUCGGGCGUCGAGGCUGUGCGUGUACUUCGCGCGAGCGGGAGUCGACUGUUCGUCGUCGGGUGUACGGGUAACGCGCUCGAGGAGGACCAGCACGAGUAUCGCGAGGCUGGGGCCGACGCUAUCCUGCCCAAGCCAGUGCACCAGACCGACAUGGAGGCUAAGCUGGUCGAAGCGCGGGCAAGGAAGGAGGCUGGGGGGACUAGAGAGGCGAGCACGGGAGGUCAGGAGAGUGCGGCGGCGGGAGAUGGGGACGUGGACAAUAGUCCACCGGAUCACACACAGGGUGCGGAUGAGGGGGGGUAG